UAUCGAAUCUUAUCCUAAGCACUCGUGAAACUCGGAAAUCUGGAGGAGGCGUUGGCAGCCUGUGAGCGCGGACUGGAGAUUGAUCCGCGGGAUGGUGUGCUCCUGGUUCGGCAACGUGACUUCCAGGCGAUGAUGGUCAUGAAAACAACCAAUCAACACCCGAGAAGAGAUACCAAAGAAUUCAUGGAAAAAAGCAACGAAAUGAUAUUCGACCCUAAUGAUUCGGAUUUGUUUCAGCGCUUUUUCGCUCAGAACCCUGAUCCAAAGGAUAUCCGGGUACUGGAUGAUGCCCAGUACAACCAAUACGCCAAAUUCUUGGCUCUCUUACGAGAGGCCCACAGUUAUCUGAACGGCGCAAGACAACAAUCCAAAGAUCCUAAAAUGGCAUUCAAGAUUUUCAAAGAAGCAGCUGAAUUAGGUUGUGCAGAGGGUCAGUACAAUUUGGGACACUUGUACGCAAAUGGACUGGGAACCAAUGCAGACUAUGCGCUAAUGUUACGUUACUACCGGCUUGCUGCGGAACAUAAGCCUUUUGUAAAGUGGGGAGCAAGGAUCAUGUCUGAACUUGGCGUGGCGGAGGCUGAGAACGCCUUAGGUAAUGUUUACCGCGACGGUCGAGGUGUCGACGUAGAUUACGCUAAAGCCUUUCGACAUUAUACACGAGCAGCUAGCUGGGGACAGCCUGAAGCGCAAAAUAAUAUGGGGUGCUUCCUGUCUAACGGGCUCGGCGUUGCAAAAAACUACCAAUUCGCCCGCAGCUGGUUCGAACGUGCGGCUAAGCACGGCCUGGCCGAAGCGCAGAUGAACUAUGCCGAAAUGCUGGAAGAUGGGCGAGGGGGGCCAGUGGACGAAGAAGGGGCAUUGGAAUACUUUCAAAAGGCCGCGAAGCAGGGAAUGCCGGGCGCUAUUGAGGCGCUUCACCGCAUGGCAGUGAACGGGUCAGCAAGCCAGCCUCACAAAGCCGCUUUCGAGGAUCUACUCAAAAGCUCCACAGCUAAUAAGGACAUCAACGCUUUGUUUUUUAAGGGCAACAUGGAAAACGAAAUGCGUAAUUACGAUGAAGCAGUUAUUUGUUGGAAAGCAGCUGCCGAUCUGGGACACCUGGAAUCGAAAAUUGUACUGUGGAAUCUACUACUACACCGCAAACGACAAAAUGAAAGUGCUUUUCUGUACUGCUUGGAGGCGAGUCAAGCUGGCGAUGUGGAAUCUCAGCUGCGUCUCACUGUUCUUUACGCGACGGGUACAGGGUGUGCUCGCGACGCUGCUGCUGCUAAGAAAUGGUUUCAACGUGCAGUUUCCCGCAUUCCCGGAGAAUCAAGCCAAUACAUGUCCCAAAAAGAAUUUGACGAGUUGCUGGUGACAGCAGAAAGGGUUUGCAGUUUUGAGACACGAAUGUCUUUAUCCAGCAAAGGUUUAAAAUGGGAACAGAGGCUGCUUCGAUACAUGGAAGCUCGGGAUGUGUCCGAAGAUGACCGCAGGAUGAUCGAAAAUUAUCGGCAUAUUCAAAGACUGAGCGAGCUUCCUGAUCCGUUGCCCGUUAGCACUAACAUACCAUCCAUAAUAAGAAAACCCGACAUGCAGGCAGUGAUAUUAGCUGCCGAACGCGGUUCCACCGUUGCUGCUGAUGUUGCUAAGGCUUGGAUGAUGAAUGCUGAGGCUCUGCAGGCGUGGGAUCUUGGUAACCAUAACAUGGCAUUCUCGCUCUUUCGAGAAGCGCAAAAAUAUCAUGAUGUUGUUGAAAUUCACAACUUCGAUAUGGUGGCAUUUAUCGAAGAGCAGUCUUUAAACACGACGGACGCAAUGUUUGUAAAAGCUUGCCAUUUCGGCAAUAACAUUCAAGGUUCAAUUUACUAUGUCCUACGCUGCAUUCGUAAGCAUCCUAUGGAAGCUGAUUUUCACAACCUACUUGCCAAUCUGUAUGGAUUUGCCGGCCGCUUCGAUGAUUCGCUAAGUAGCGCUCAACGAGCAUAUGAAAUUGAAGCGCGACCAAAUUUUUUGUACACAAUUGCCACGGCUAUGCGCAUGCGGUUGCCCGCGCCGGAUGAGCGAAGGAAAAAGAUUAAACAGAAACUGUACGACAAAGCACGGCUGAAAGUCAUAGAGGCGUAUUUAAAAUUUUUGGACCACAACCCCCGUGAUCACCGUAAAGUCCCGACUGUGCUCUUUUGCUUGGCAUCGUUGCAUUUAACUUCGGAUAUGAGCGAAAUGGGAAAGUGCGCAAGUAUUACGAAGAAGCGCGUACUGCGGAAGAGCGACGUCUCCCAUGUUUUGAAGCCGUAGCAGAUAGUUUCCCGCCCAAAGAUACGGUCAAAAGAAUUUUAAAAUUACAAGGUUUUGCUGGUCGAGAAAAAGAUACUUGAACAGAAACAGCAGAAAAUGCGCCGCACUGGCAGAGAUACAGCGGUUUUCCUCUUCCUCAAAGCAUAUCUGUCUAACCAACGCUAACCAGAACCAGGAAGUUUUUACUGGGAAAUAAAUCUUAUCUGCAUAAUUUUAACGUUGUCCAAAAGUAGUUUUUGGUUUCCAAGAACAUAAAAAAUAACGCAGUAUCGGCUGAUUGUACUUGCUUUGGCAUGCCGGUCUAAUGAAAAAAUGUUUGCGUUUAAAAUAGUGGAUCGUGAGUGUUGAUUUUCGUCUUUUAAUUGUUCAUGGAGUAAUACCGGUAAAGUAGCUUUCUGAUGAAAGAAACGGAAGAACUUCGCUAUAGCGCCCUUGUUGUUACUGAAGCGGAAGUAUGUACUGGAUGCGUAUACGGAUAUAUUUCAUUGUACAC
Paramacrobiotus metropolitanus is the source of this 2773-nucleotide messenger RNA. RefSeq lists its product as uncharacterized. Lineage: Eukaryota; Metazoa; Tardigrada; Eutardigrada; Parachela; Macrobiotidae. Gene Ontology annotation, cellular component: endoplasmic reticulum membrane. Gene Ontology annotation, molecular function: protein binding. The record is from RefSeq and is a predicted model, not a curated record. The transcript is spliced from 4 exons. Bases 130 to 2280 code for a protein of 716 amino acids. Gene Ontology annotation, biological process: ERAD pathway.